GCCUGCUCUCUCGAGCAAAUAAUAAAAACAACAACAACAAAAUAGGAAAAAAACUAAACAAACAACUGUAUUUUGAAGUAAAUAGUAUCAAGGAUUAAUUUUAACAUGUCUGGAAGAGGUAAAUAUCGUAAUAACCGCCAUCGCGACAAUAAGCACACGCUGUCCUCGGUUGCCCGAGAAACUGCUGUAUCGUUGCCAGCUGAUAGCCCGAUACUGGCUAUGUUCAAGACAGCUGCUUUGAAACUUAACGCUCGUCAGGAUCGCCACGAACGCUUGGUGAAAUUAUCCAGGGAUAUUACAAUUGAAAGCAAAAGAAUAAUUUUUUUAUUACACUCUGCCAUUACCAAAGAAGCAUGUGAAAAAGCAGUCUCAGAGGCAAAUGAAAGACUUCAAAAGUUGGUUAAAGGCCCAAUCAAGAGUAUAGGGUUAGAGCUCGAAAAUGUUCCAGCAUACUUACAUUCUAAUGCUGUUACUGCAGGCUUCCAGGAGUUCAUUGAGGCACAAACACUGUGCUCUUUAAUGGAAAGACAGUCUAUAAUAACCUGGCGCGAAGUGCAGAAUGACCUUACAUAUGAAGUUGAGGAUAUAGCUAAGGAUGAAUCUGAGAGGACAGUUGUGACCAUGCUGACACAAAAUGAUUAUAUGCUUGGCUUAGCUGACUUGACUGGUGAACUAAUGAGGAGAGCCAUCAAUAGUAUUUCCAGUGGAGAAAGUGAGGAAUGCUUCAACUGUUGUCAAAAUGUCAGGGAGCUGUAUACAGGCUUUUUAGGCGUGACCGGGUGCGGGCGCGAGCUGGUGCGCAAGCUGGGCACGACGCGGCGCAACGUGGAGAAGGUGGAGGGCGCGGCGUACGCGCUGCGCGUGCGCGGCGGCGAGGCGCCCGGCGCGCUGCUGCCCGCCGCGCUGCUCGCCGCGCCCGAGCCCUGGCCCGAGCCCGCGCUGCACCACGACGACCACGACGAGGGCUUCUACUGAACCCAACCACCUGUUUAAGCUUAAUAAACCGAUAGUCUUGC
Messenger RNA from Parnassius mnemosyne (clouded apollo), 1016 nucleotides. The record is from the annotation of a GenBank genome assembly. NCBI's taxonomy places the organism in Eukaryota, Metazoa, Arthropoda, Insecta, Lepidoptera, Papilionidae.